AUGGAACCCCAAACACAGAAGCCUUCACGCGGACCCCAGAGCCAAUUUCAAACCGGCCAUGAAGUCCCCGUCCAGCAGAUGAAGAAGCCGGGUCUUCAGUCCCAGAUGGAGAAGCCUCAGCCUACAUCGACGCAGAUCCCUUCCGAAGAUCAAGCCGCCGGCAAGUUGCUAGGGAAGAAGGCCAUAAUUACUGGCGGUGACUCCGGCAUCGGUCGUGCGGUCGCAAUUCUGUUUGCGAUGGAGGGUGCUUCAAGUUUAAUAACCUAUUUGCCAGAGGAGGAGGAGGACGCACAGGAAACAAAGAGACGGGUUGAGGAAGCCGGCCAGAAGUGCUACCUUCUAGCCACAGACCUACGCAGGAAGGAGAACUGCAAGAAGGUUGUUGAGACGGCAUUAGAGAAGCUAGGAGGAAUUGACAUCUUGGUAAACAAUGCGGGAACGCAGACGAUGCUUCCUGAUAUCAGUGACUUGGAUGAGUCCCAAUGGGAAAGCACAUUCGACACAAACAUUCAUCCUGUCUUUUAUCUCUCCAAGUACACUAUGCCACAUCUCAAGUCCGGUUCAUCCAUCAUCAACUGCGCUUCGGUAAACCCUUACAUCGGUCGACCUGACCUUCUCGACUACACUUCGACCAAAGGGGCGAUGGUCGCGUUCACGCGCGGUCUGUCAAACCAGCAAUGCAGCAAAGGCAUUCGUGUUAACGCAGUAUGCCCCGGGCCCGUCUGGACCCCUCUAAUUCCAGCAACGAUGACCACUGAGGCAAUCGAGCAAUUCAGCGGCACGCCGAUGGGUCGUGCAGGACAGCCUAGCGAGAUCGCAACUUGCUUUGUUUUUCUCGCUAGUCAGGAUAGUAGUUUUAUCUCUGGGCAGUGCUUGCACCCGAACGGAGGAGUUGUUCUCAAUGGUUAG
Aspergillus nidulans FGSC A4 is the source of this 909-nucleotide messenger RNA. RefSeq names its product oxidoreductase, short-chain dehydrogenase/reductase family. NCBI's taxonomy places the organism in Eukaryota, Fungi, Ascomycota, Eurotiomycetes, Eurotiales, Aspergillaceae. The coding region runs from base 1 to 909 and encodes 302 amino acids. The transcript is spliced from 4 exons. Gene Ontology annotation, molecular function: oxidoreductase activity, acting on CH-OH group of donors. The record is from RefSeq and is a predicted model, not a curated record.